Meloidogyne enterolobii is the source of this 897-nucleotide messenger RNA. Lineage: Eukaryota; Metazoa; Nematoda; Chromadorea; Rhabditida; Meloidogynidae. The record is from the annotation of a GenBank genome assembly.
AUGGAAGAAGAAUUUUGUUCAAAUACUUCAUCACCUUCUGGACUCCCUUCAUCUUCUUCUACAGCCACAAAUAGUUUGGUUAGUUCAGAAAAGAAGGAAAAAAAAAAUGAGCGUUUUCGUUAUGGAAAUUUUAAUCGUUAUUAUGGUGUGAGGACGAAAGGAUUUGAUCACGAUCCCCGUUUGGAUAUAUUACCAAAAGAAUGGUUUAAUAAAAAAAGAAUUUUGGAUGUUGGUUGUAAUGCUGGACAUUUAACUUUGGAAAUUGCAAAGGAAUUAAAACCUUCGUGGAUUUUAGGAAUUGAUAUUGAUGAUCAUUUAAUUGGGGUUGCUAGAAAAAAUAUUAGACAUUAUUUUGAAUGUAAUGAUGGAGAUGGACAAGAGUUUAUUGGAAAAUUCCCAGUAUCUAUAAAAAAUUACAAUGUUUGGUUUUCUCGAGAGAAUUAUGUAUUAGAAUCUGACGAAUAUCUUGAAAUGAUAAGAGAAGAAUAUGACGUUAUUUUGGCCUUAAGUAUUUCAAAAUGGAUACAUUUAAAUUGGGGGGAUGAAGGAAUUAAAAGAUUUUUUAAAAGAACUUUUAAACAUUUAAAUAGAGGUGGACGUUUACUAUUAGAAUUGCAGGAUUGGUCAAAAUAUUACAAACGAGCAAAAACAACGCCAGAAAUGUUUGAGACUUACAAAAAUAUCAAAUUUAAACCCGACCAAUUUAAAAAUUAUUUAAUUAAUGAAGUUGGAUUUGUAGAAUGUCAACAAUUGGGAAUUCCUAAAGCUGUGACACGAGGGUUUGAAAGGCCUAUACUUGUCUUUCAAAAAGGAAAUAAUUUAAAUAGUAGAAAGCGGCAAUUAAUUGAGGAUAAACAAGAAAACGGCCAAAAACUUUCGGAAAAGAAAUUUUGUUAG